AAGAAAAACAUUAGCGUAGUGCAAAGCGAUAGUUUUACAUGAAAAACGGAUGAAAAGGGACUAUUUGUAGCUGUAAAACGUUGAAUUUAUGUGUGUUGAAUGUACUAAACGUAACACCGUAUGUGAUAAGAAGAUAACCCGUAUGGUUUAAGGUCUCUUUUAGUGGACGCAAAAGUGUUCCGUGUGCUUCCGUGUUUGUUUUGGUAACGUUGGUCGUGGGAAAACGGAAACAGGAAAACCCAAUGCGAUCGUGAUUCACCAACGUCGCUGGGAGAUAUAUUCUAUUCUGCUGAAACUCAAACGGUUACCAGGACGGAACCAUGAUCACAUUGGCCCGGAAGAAGAAAGAAUCCAACAGUGGCGGUGGCGGAGGUAACGGUGGAUCCGCCACGGGUCCGAACGGUGCGGGGACACUGUCGGACGCCCCGAAGCGGAUAUCCAUCCGCGAGUUUCUGCUGGUAAAGGAGGUGCAGGAGCUGGAACAGAACCUACCGACCACCUGCAAAGUCACGUUUCACGAUCCGAACGUGCUGAGCGAGUUCACACUAGUCAUCACGCCGAGCGAAGGGUUCUGGUGUGGCGGUCGCUUUAAAUUCAGCGUGCUCGUACCCGAGGAGUACAACAUGGCGCCACCGAAAGUCAAAUGUCUUACCAAACUCUGGCACCCGAACAUUUCCGUCGACGGUGACAUCUGCCUCUCGCUACUCAGACUGAACUCGAUCGAUGGGCUCGGGUGGGCCCCAACGCGCCGUCUAAAGGACGUUAUCUGGGGCCUCAAUUCACUAUUCACCGAUCUGCUUAACUUCGACGACCCGCUCAACAUCGAGGCGGCAGAACAGUAUUCCAAAGACAAGGAACGCUUCCAGGCGAAGGUGCGCGAAUAUGUUUCUGCGUACGCGCGGAGAUAAUGAAUCGAGUCAUGCUGCCCAGAAGAAUGAACACCCUCCGGACUGGGCCUCAAGAAGCGACGAGAGACAUCGAUAGACUGAGGACGAUAUUUGUUUGACCAGAGUUUCCUUGAUUAGACUUGUAUUGUUGGUGAACCAAAUCGAAGGACAUGGAAAAACUUAGGGAAGAUCACACUGCUGCUGGACAUUUAACUAAUUGACGAAACCAGCGAGCGCGAAGCACUGCACACUAUCGACUAUCUUCAUUUUUAUGUUGAAGAAAAGAACAUGCCGCUCGUUUCCAGUUGUUAUUUUUUUUAAUCCUCCAAUUUCUUAAAGCGUUGUUAAGUAUUUUUGAUUCUUUUCUGUAUUAUUUAGUGAUAACUUUUUUUGAAAAUUUUAAUUCU
Molecule: messenger RNA, 1294 nt
Organism: Anopheles coustani
Lineage: Eukaryota; Metazoa; Arthropoda; Insecta; Diptera; Culicidae
Product: NEDD8-conjugating enzyme UBE2F-like
Exons: 3
Coding region: 321-908 (195 amino acids)
Source: RefSeq, a predicted model, not a curated record